GUAAUAUUUUAUGAUUUGGUAAAUAUUUUAACAGUAUUUCAGCUACUGUGGAAGCAGUGGAGCCCAUUGCAACUUUAAUUUGUGGUUGUCAUUCAUUGUGAAUCUUCAUGGAAUUUUACGAAGAGAUUUCUGGCCAGAAUUUGAUGUGAUGAGAACAUUCAUAGCUUCUUGCUUCAGAUUUCCUUGGAAACACGGUUUUUGUCUAACACUGUAGUUGACGAAGGUCUUGCCAUCGUGGAAGACAUUUCUGUUGCUUGGGACUUACAGAUAACAAGGGGAAUUAACAGACCUGAAGCAUGAGUUCAGAUGCCAGCCAAGACGUGGUCACUACUCCUCCUCCUCCCACUAUGCCUCACAAAGAGAGGUAUUUUGACCGUAUCAAUGAAAGUGACCCAGAAUACAUUAGGGAGAGGAACAUGUCUCCUGAUCUACGGCAAGACUUCAAUAUGAUGGAGCAGAGGAAACGAGUUACUCAGAUCCUGCAAAGUCCUGCCUUUCGGGAAGACCUGGAAUGCCUUAUUCAAGAACAGAUGAAGAAAGGUCACAACCCAGCUGGAUUACUAGCAUUACAGCAGAUUGCAGAUUACAUCAUGGCCAAUUCCUUCUCGGGCUUUACUUCAUCUCCCCUCAGUCUUGGCAUGGUCACACCUAUCAAUGAUCUUCCUGGUGCAGAUGCAUCCUCAUAUGUGAAGGGGGAAAAGCUUACUCGUUGUAAGCUUGCGAGCCUCUACAGACUUGCAGACUUGUUCGGAUGGGCACAUCUGGCAAAUACAUAUAUCUCAGUGAGAAUAAGUAAAGAGCAAGACCAUAUUAUAAUACUUCCCAGAGGCCUAUCUUUUUCUGAAGCCACAGCCUCCAACUUGGUUAAAGUAAAUAUAAUAGGAGAAGUGGUUGACCAGGGAAGUACUAAUUUGAAAAUUGACCAUACAGGAUUCAGUCCCCAUGCUGCAAUCUAUUCCACACGUCCUGAUGUUAAGUGUGUGAUACACAUCCAUACCCAUGCAACAGCAGCUGUAUCCUCCAUGAAGUGUGGGAUCCUUCCAAUUUCUCAAGAGUCCCUGAUCCUGGGAGAUGUCGCUUAUUAUGACUACCAAGGGUCACUUGAUGAACAGGAGGAAAGAAUUCAACUGCAGAAAGUUCUGGGGCCAAGUUGUAAGGUGCUGGUACUCAGGAAUCAUGGUGUGGUAGCACUUGGAGAAACAGUUGAGGAGGCUUUUCAUUAUAUUUUUAAUGUGCAAAUAGCCUGUGAGAUUCAGGUGCGUGCGUUAGCAGGGGCAGGGGGAGUAGACAAUCUGCUUGUGCUGGAUCUUCAAAAGUAUAAAGCGUUCACUCACAUAGUAGCAGCGUCUGGAGGAGGAGGUGUGAAUAUGGGUUCUCAUCAAAAAUGGAAGGUCGGCGAGGUCGAGUUUGAAGGGCUGAUGAGGACUUUGGACAAUUUGGGAUAUAGAACAGGCUACGCCUACAGGCAUCCUCUCAUUCGAGAGAAGCCUAGGCACAAGAGCGAUGUGGAAAUCCCAGCAACUGUGACUGCCUUUUCUUUUGAAGACGAUACAGUGCCACUCUCUCCUCUCAAAUACAUGGCACAGAGACAGCAGCGUGAAAAGACAAGAUGGCUGAACUCACCAAAUACAUACAUGAAAGUGAAUGUGCCUGAGGAGUCUCGGAAUGGGGAAACCAGCCCCAGGACCAAAAUCACAUGGAUGAAAGCAGAGGACUCUUCUAGAGUGAGUAGCGGCACACCUAUCAAAAUCGAAGAUCCAAAUCAGUUUGUUCCUUUAAACACAAACCCAAACGAGGUACUAGAAAAGAGAAAUAAGAUUCGGGAGCAAAACCGGUAUGACUUGAAAACAGCAGGACCACAGUCUCAGUUGCUUGCUGGCAUUGUUGUGGAUAAGCCUCCUUCUACCAUGCAGUUUGAAGAUGAUGAUCAUGCCCCGCCAGCCCCUCCCAACCCCUUCAGCCAUCUCACAGAAGGAGAGCUUGAAGAGUAUAAGAAGACAAUCGAGCGUAAACAACAAGGCCUGGAAGAUACUGAGGAGGAAGUAUUCUCAGAUGACGCUUCAUCUGUUUCACAAAUUCAUUCUCAAACUCAGUCACCGCAAAAUGUCCCUGAAAAAUUAGAAGAAAACCAUGAGCUGUUUUCCAAGAGCUUCAUCUCCGUGGAAGUGCCGGUCAUGGUAGUGAAUGGCCAGGAUGGUAUGCAUGAUGUUGAAAAUGAGCUUGCAAAGCGAGUGAGUAGGUUAACUACAAGCACGACCAUAGAAAACAUCGAGAUUACCAUUAAGUCUCCGGAAAAAAUUGAAGAAGUCCUGUCACCUGAAGGCUCACCUUCAAAGUCACCGUCUAAGAAAAAGAAGAAAUUCCGCACUCCCUCUUUUCUGAAAAAGAACAAAAAAAAGGAGAAAGUUGAAGCCUAAGUAAAGUUUUUUUUUCUAAUUAUUAUUAUUACCAUGUGACGUUGCACAUUUAAAUACCACAUUUAAGGUGAUUGUUAAAAUGCAGUGGUAGAUCAGAUGAGGGGGAAUAUAGCAAACUGGACUUUAAGAACUGGAAAGAGGUUUUACUAAAAGAAAAACAUUAUGAAAAAACUUUCAAAUUCAUCUCUCAUUUUAUGUAUCCAGAAAUGGCUUUGAAUUUUUUAAAAAUUGCUGUUUUAAUUAGUUUUGCCCUCACGAGGUGUUGUUAUAGUUUACCAGAAACAGGUAUCUGUCUGAAUUACUUUCGGCCUUCUCCAUAAUAUCUGUUGGAAACAAAUUACCAGUGAGCAAGCGAGAGAAUUUUGAUUUCUCAGCAACUGCUUCACUUGGUAAUCAGAUUAUAACUUUUUUUAUAUCAUGAUUUUUGACUGUACCUUGUGGGUCCCCAUUGUUGUAAUGGGUAUUAACAGAAUGCUUUAAGAGCUUCUAAGACAAGAAUCUAUAGCAUUAGUAUACACUGGCACAUAAUAUUUUUUUAAAAAAGUAAGAAAAGAUUCAUUUGGAAUUUUACUCAUUGUAUAAAAUUUCUCGCCUGAAGUAACUUUGCCAAAAAAAAAAAAAAAAAGGUCAUUUUAGUAAACUAUAAUUUUUGAAAACUUCCUUUUUUAUUAGUUUAGAAAGCCCCUUAUUUUUCAACAAAGGGGAUUUUGUACACAUAACAUGAGUUAUUUAGUUUAACUCCAGCAAAAACAAUUUUUGUAUGUUGAGAUGUUUGUAUACCACUCAGUAUAAAAGCGUCAUAAGCAUAUUAGCCAAUCAUUAAAUAGUAGAGCAUAUUCAAGGCACUGAGCAUAUGUAAGUGUAGUUUAAGAAUCCAGGGAAUUGCUAUCAAAAGGGGAUUAGAGCUCAUAAAAAGUAUAACUGGAUCCAUAUCUGAAUCUUACAAUGUAUUUUUCUCUUAGUAUUGCUAAUGCAUGGAGAAAAUCUCAUAAGGUAACCAGAUGCAAGGGAAAAAAUGAGAGGGGAAGUGAGAAUUUUAAGGGAACAAAAGAUGGGACAUGAACAGAAGGGUUCUAGUUUGAUGAUGACUCGUAUUCACUAUGGGAUUUGAAGUGUGAUUUGUUGGAAACAUGUCCUACAUUUCUAAAAUUCUGCUUCUUUGCCAAAAUCAGUGUAUUUCUUGGUUCAUAGUUGAGUUUUAAAAGGGUCACAUCCUUCUAAUGUGUAUAUCUUUAGAGGGCAGCACUAGAAGAAAUCAGUGGGUCCAAUCCCACCACUGAGAAAACUACCGCUUUUUGAUUUUUACAAAUCUUUUUAUCUUUUCAGUUAACUUUUUCUAAUGUAAAUAUAGAUUUAACCUAGGCUUAACAUAGUCCCUCCCCUCCUUUCUCCCAAGUGAUGUCACAGAUCAGUGUAAAAUCAGUGAUCCAAAGUGGCUAGUGGGUAAAAAUAAUUCAAAAUGUUUCAAGAGGGUAAGCUGGCUUGCAAAAAAACCUGACAUUGAUUACAGUGUGUUCUGGGGCUGUGUGAGUAUGAUAAUGAAUGCCAAGUUGAAACGGAACCUGGAAAUGUCCUUCUAGAUCUGACUACUGGAAUCAGUGUUUUAAUCUCUUAGAGGAAACUUUCAGUUGCUUAACUCUGUUAUUUUUUUAUGUUCUACAUCAUUUAUGUUGUAUUACAACGUAUGUAGAAGCAGUAACCUGUGAACUAUGCUUUUCCAUAACUUUUUAAAAUAUAUAUAUAUCUAAAUGAAUGCAAUGUGCAUAAAUAUUUUUUAAACGCAACAGUGAACUAUUUGCACCUUUUGCUAAUGCCUCUAUUUACUUGCUUUGGCAUAAAGAAUGAGCCAAUGAACCUCUGUGUCCUGUGGAAAAAUGUCUAAAUGUUAUCUGAUAUUGCUCUUAGAUGUAAUGCUAAUUAAUGUUAAAUCACAAAUAAACAGUAUUUUAAAUAGA
Molecule: messenger RNA, 4372 nt
Organism: Loxodonta africana (African savanna elephant)
Lineage: Eukaryota; Metazoa; Chordata; Mammalia; Proboscidea; Elephantidae
Gene: ADD3
Product: adducin 3
Exons: 15
Coding region: 297-2417 (706 amino acids)
Biological process (GO): barbed-end actin filament capping
Cellular component (GO): plasma membrane; postsynaptic density; cytoskeleton
Molecular function (GO): actin filament binding
Source: RefSeq, a predicted model, not a curated record